Messenger RNA from Betta splendens (Siamese fighting fish), 984 nucleotides. RefSeq names its product pro-neuregulin-4, membrane-bound isoform-like. Gene Ontology annotation, biological process: positive regulation of mitotic nuclear division; positive regulation of cell population proliferation; epidermal growth factor receptor signaling pathway. The coding region runs from base 184 to 540 and encodes 118 amino acids. The transcript has 5 exons. NCBI's taxonomy places the organism in Eukaryota, Metazoa, Chordata, Actinopteri, Anabantiformes, Osphronemidae. The record is from RefSeq and is a predicted model, not a curated record.
GUUGUUUGAAAGCUUCACUAUGACUCACCUUCACUACUACAAGCUACACCAGCAAAAGCCGUGACUCCGCAAGCUGCUUGUGAUCAUCAGAUCCUUUCCUCGGCGGUGAGAGUUGUGGUUGCUCUGUCGUGACAACACAUUUUCUCGUGUUCACAGGACACAGCGAGACAAUCGUCCUAAACGAUGGCAGAGCACGGUGACCCCUGUGAUGGGCAGGAAGCCUCCUACUGCAUGAACGAGGGGACGUGCUACAAAAUACCGUCUAUAGACGGCACAUACAUUCUCUCCUGCGUGUGCAAUAAGGAUUACAAAGGCGGCAGAUGUGAGCAUUUCCAGCUCCCAAGCAAGGUCAGCGACCCUGGAGAGGCCGGGUUAAUUGCAGCCGUGACCAUUGUUGCCCUCCUAAUUUUAGUAGUGCUGGCGGUUGUUAUCUACUACACACACAAGACGCUGAAAGCCAAGCAGCAGAACCAGCAGAACACUCCGCAGCCGUAUUGGAGGGUGAACCCCACGAGUAUGAGCACACCUACGCAUGUCUGAUGAGAUGAUCAAAAUAUGACAAUGAAAAAAAAAAAACAGCGGCAGAGCAACCCUGCUUCACCAAGUCAAGGCAGGUGAAGCGCUGCCGAACGCUGAACAUUCUCAUGAGAAUUAUAGGUUCCACACAGGAAAAGACACACAAGAGCGUAAUUCAUUAACACGCAAACGGAGUGUGAAACGAGUGUGAGUGAGCGGGAAUUGAAUCACACCUUUCACAGUAGCCUCUUUAACAGCUAUCAGGUUGGCUCUGGUGUUACUCAUGUUAGAAAUCACAUUUCAAUCUAUAUGCUUUGUCUAAAAUGUAUUUUAAAAGUAUAGUUGGACAAUUGAAAAAUAAUUUUGUCAAAUAUUCUAAAUAUUAACCCUGUAAAGCAGGAAAAAAAGCCUUGCAUUAAUGUAAUUGUGUAAAUAUAUACAUAUAAAUAUAUAUAUAUAUAUAAUGAA